CUGGUUACUAUGGUGACCAACAGUUUGUUUCUUUGGUUUGUUUGUUUACCGUGUUUUACAAUCGAAGGUUUUAAGAAAAUAGUUUUAUAGAACAAAAAUUUCGUAAAUAUUAUACAUAAUUUGCUGAAAUAUUUAGUUAAUUAAAAUCAAUAUGUCGAUAAGAAACCCACGUUUACCACUUUUGCCUGGGUAUGGGGCCAAUCCUUUGAUUGGUAAAAAGAGUUUUGGUGUGCGGCCUGUGUUUACAUCCGUAGACAAAGUUAACAUGUUGGUGGACAAACCGGAAGGAGUGAAUCGAGUACCGUCUCUGUACUGCCGGAAGCAGAUGCCAGAGCUGCCCACGUGGCUGAUGUAUGAUAAGAAUAUAUUGCACUUCCAAGCAUACUUCCAACAAUCACUACAUGAAAUGCUCAGUGCAUCUCAUAUACUUCGAAAAGUUGACAUUUAUUUCUUCCUUGAAGAUGGAACGAUAAAAGUCAUGGAGCCAAGAACAAAUAAUAGCGGCUUAUCACAGGGUACUUUGAUAAGUCGACAAAGAAUUCGUCUUCCGUUCAGUUAUGACUCAUACUACGACGUACUAGAUCUCAAUAUUGGUCGCGAAGUAACAUUCUUCGGCAAAGUGUUCAAGAUUAUCAAUUGUGACAACUUCACAAGAGUAUUCUUGAACCGCCUGGGGAUCAAUGUUCCUGAUCCUCUAUCCUGGCCUGAUGCUGUGGAGAAAGCACCAGAUAAUAGACGUCCUCCCAAGCACCGACCAUUCCGACAGUUUCUGGAUUUCGACCGCCAAGUUUUGAGAUUUCAUGGAUAUUGGGACGAUAGAAGCUCAGAGUUUGGGUUCAUUCAUCUAUUGGAAAUCCACUACUUUUUAGCUGAUGAUACAAUUGAAAUAAAAGAGGAACUUCCCCCCAAUUCGGGGAUUGAAGCCGGACCUAUGUUUCUAAAAAGGAUGCGUUUACCUAGGAAAAUACCAUCGCAUGUUGAAAUGACGGGCGGAGCACCCCAACCAUCGUACAGUCCAGCAGACUUAACCAUUGGUGCUGUGCUAAAUGUGUUCGGUCGUAAGGUUGUGCUAACCAAUUGUGAUCCGUUCACUAAAGAGUAUUAUCGUGUAACAUACGGUUUCGAUUCCUUCAAUGAACUGCCUGUGCCGAAAGACGAAAGUUCUGAGUGCGUCAGUACUAAUGUGAACGACAGGCAACUUCCACCAUGGAACGGAUAUGGUUCUUACGAUGACUCGGCUGAAAAUUGUAGAACCGUAGAACCGAAAGCCCCGCACAGGGACUUCAUCAAAUUCUUACAUAAAGAUAGGGUGGGCUUUGAUUCUCACUGCCUUCGGUUUGCUGCAAGGCUCAUCGAUGAUAAUCCAGUGAACACCUUUCGGUAUUUCAUCAUCAAAUACUUUCUUUGCGAUGAUACAAUCGGUAUAUUUGAACUUGGCGAGCGUAAUUCGGGUUUUAAGGGAGGCAAAUUUUUCCGUCGCGAUAAAAUGUAUUUGCCAGACGUGAACUUCUUUGUACCCAAAGAGCCGCCAGCGUACACUGACAAAGAUAUGUGGGUUGGUAACGAGCUGGUCAUCAACAAACACAGGUUCAGGCUAGUUGCUGCUGAUGAUUACGCUUUACGGUAUAUGGAGCUGCAUUCUGAAGAAUAUCCAAUGGCAAACGUACCCCUGAUUUUGGAUAAAAUACGCCGUGAACUCGCUUCGCAAGAAAAUAAGUAUAAGAACUUUGUUGCCAAAUACAUGGACGCAGUUCUGCCGGAAAACAAAGACCUCAUGUCUGUGAAGUGUUUCAAACAAGCAUUAAAAGAGAUAAUGUGCGAAAAAAUGACGGAACAUGAGUUUAUAACGCUGAUACGACGGUUCCGCGGUGAUCCAGGGAAGGAGAAAAGUCCUCGUCGUGAAAUGAUCAGAUCCCUAGUAUUCUCGGAGCUGACGCGAGGACUUUGGGACGACCGUGAGAGGCUGAGAGAGGGCUUACUUCACGCCGACGCGCCAGGAUUAGGAAGCUUGCCGGUGUCUCGUGUGCGACAACUGUUGAGAGCACAUCGCUUGCCAAUCAACACUGACCUACUGGACUGCAUGUUGCAAGUGUUAGAGAAGGACAACAAAUGUAACAUCUUGUACGAGGACUUGAUGUCAUUCCUCGACUUCCAAACACGACCCGUGUUCAACUUGACCGAGGAUGACUAUCAGAAAGUUGUAAGACAUGCACCGCCGUUGAAAGAUACAGAGUGCAAGCUAUGGGCUGAAGCGGAAUCUCAAAUACAGGAGGGUUAUGUUAACUGGAGUGCUUUUCUAUGUCAGCUGAACUUAGAUCACUUGGUCAAAGAGCAAUCUUAACAAUUACUCACAGAACCAUUAUGUAAUAAAAAUAUACAGUUUUGUGUCCAAA
This is a messenger RNA of Leptidea sinapis, 2393 nucleotides long. Its product is annotated as EF-hand domain-containing family member C2-like. Gene Ontology annotation, biological process: regulation of neuron projection development. The record is from RefSeq and is a predicted model, not a curated record. The coding region runs from base 152 to 2341 and encodes 729 amino acids. Lineage: Eukaryota; Metazoa; Arthropoda; Insecta; Lepidoptera; Pieridae. The transcript is spliced from 16 exons. Gene Ontology annotation, cellular component: microtubule.